UAAGAAAAAUGUGUCAGGCUAAAAAGAUGAGGAUUCUUUAUGACACAAGAAAUACAUUAGUAGGGAAAUUCAUUUUUCUUGGAAGUGGAUUAUUCAAGAAAAAAACGUUAUGAUGUGCCAAAUAAAUAUAAAUUUUUGUUGAUUUCCCAACUUUAAAAUUGAAGUCAGUCUCAUUUGUGUUCCUAUUGACAUGGAUAAAAAUUAAUUUAGUCAGGAACGAAAGAAGCUUUUAACUGAUUUGAACAGUUUCUUCACAAACCUUUGAACUUCCAAAACAAGAGUCUACUGAGCUCUUGUGUUUUAUAAAAAUAAAAAUCAGUUAGAUGAUUCAGUCCUGAUUAUCGUGAUCUUGGUUGGGAUAUUUCUAACAAAAAAUAUUCCAGUUCUUGAACUGUUUUAAAAUUACAUUUAAAAAAAUUUUAAAUAACGUUUUUGAAAUAAUCUGAUGGAAGGUCAACAAUUCUUUCAGUUAUAUUCAUCACAUGAUAAGGUUCGAGCAUCUUUGAUUAUGAAAGAGCAAAGUAAAGAAGCAAAUCAAAUGGUUUGCCAGAAGUCAAAAUUAACAUAUCAAAAAGAAGAUGUGUCCUCAUUGCAUUCUAGAUUACAAAGAGAAGCUGAUAGAAUACGAAACUGGAGACUACAAAUGGAAUUGGAACUUAAAGAAAAAGAAAAAAAAAUGUUUGAAGCUUCAUCACGCAUGGAAGCCAUGAAAAAAUCAUUACUAGAAUUUCAGUUAAAAAAUCAAAGGGCAUCUAGUAAGCUACAAGAAGAACUUAAAAGUAAAGAAGAGCUUUUAGAAAGGGUUAAUUCAACAAGAGAAUUGUGUAAUUUACUGAAAAAUCAUGCUUCGAAAUUAGAAGAUAAACUCAAUUAUUUUGAAAAUACAAAGAUGGAGCUACAGGAAAUCGAAAAACAAUACUGUGACAAUUUUGAAAUGUUGAAUAGCAGAUUAAAAAAUUUGCAAAUAAGUGCUCAAAUUACUCAAAAGAAAUUGGAAAGCCAAGUGAAUACCUUAAAAGAAGAAAACGAUCUGAGGGAACAAGAAAUGUCUAGUAAAUUAAAUGCAUGUGAGCUUGAGAAUCAAAGGUUCAAAAAUCAAGUAGAAGAUGCAAACAGUUCAGUUCAUAAACUUCAAACAAUUUUAUCUGUAAAGAACUGUGAAUUACAUGAUUUGACUACUUCUAUUGAUACACUUAAUGAAAAAACUGCUAAUCUGUCUAAGCAACUAGAAGUUAAAGAAUUAGAACUGGUAGAAUCGUCAGCAAAAAUGUUAAAUCUUCAGGAAGAUAAAAACAAUCUGGAAAAUAGGCUACAAAUAUUAGAAACGGAAUUAAUUACCCAGAAAACAAAUAAUGAUAGAACAUCAUCUGAAAUGGUUCAGUCAAAAGAAGUACUGGAAAACAAACUUGAGAAAGUUCAUGAAGAGUUUCAAACAUCCAAAGAAAAACUAGAUGAUAUUCACCAUCAACUUGACACCUGCAAACAAAAAUUGGCAGAGACAUUAACUAUAGUUGAUAAUCUGAAUAAGACUAAUGAUAAUCUUUUAUUAGAGAAAAUCAACUCUGAAAUGCAAUUGGAUAUGCAAGAUUUUCAAUUGAAUAAUUUUAAAGUAAUGAUUGCUGAGGAUAAAGAAGAGAUUCACAGACUAAAUGGGGAGAUAAGCGACUUAAAUGCCAAACUGGAUAGAGAAAAUCUGUGUAGAAGUAAAUAUCAGGAUGAAAUACACACCUUGCAGAUAAAAAUAGAUGAAUUGCUUCUAGAACAAGAGGAAAAAGUUGAAAAAAUAGAUAGCCUUACAAAAGAGCUAAAAAUUGCUCAAGAAAGAAACUCAUUAUUAGAAAGAACUCUAUCAGAAAAAGAAAAUCACUUACAUAGUGUUGAAAGUGGAACUGGAAAACUAGAACAAAAGGUUAAGGAUAAAAGUUUGCAAAUACAAAACUUGAAGGAGCAGUUACUUGAUUGUGAAAAAAAAAUUCAAAAAGCAAAAGGAGACUUAGACAGCAAAUCUAAAUUAAUUAAUGACAUGACAGCUACUAUCAAGGAGCUCAAGUCAUCCACAUUACAACAAAAUAAAGAAUUAGAAACUAGUGCAUUAAAAUUGGAAGCUUUUAUUUUUAAAGAGUCUGAACAAUCAAGUGAAAUUCAGAAAUUGUCAUCAAUAGUAAAAGAAUUAAGUGAAAAAAUCACUGAAAAUGAAAAUUCCUUAGAAAUACAAACGAGCAAAAUAACAACAUGUUUAAAGCAUAACAGAGAAUUAGAAAAACAGCUAAAAAAUGUUAGAAGUAAGCUGGAAUGUGAAGAAAAGACUAAUAUUGAAAAUGAAAAACUGAUAAAUAGGCUGCACAAUGAUCUAAAACUAAUUAUGGAGAAAAAAGAAUCUGCUGAAAAACUUAACAUCAACUAUAAACAAGAACUGGAAACAUCUAUAUUGGCUCUUGCAAAGGCAGAAAAAAAGUUGGAAGCUGCUGUAAAGGAGAAGGAAUUGAUGAUUGCAAAGACAGACUGUCAGUUAGCUGCUAUGAUGGCUACUUUAGAAGAUUAUAGACAAAAUAAUCAAAAUUUAAUUAUUGAUAGAGAUAAAGAAAUUCAGACACUAAGAGUGAAACUACAAAAUGCUGAGAUUAUAGCUCAGGAACGAGACAAAGCUUUUACCGAGCUGAAACAAGAAAUAGAAAAAAAGAAAACUGAAAUGUUUUCAAGAGUAAAGACAGAGGAAACUUUAGCUCAUGGGCGAGACAUGAAAAAAGUCGAUGGUGAAACUCUUACAAAAAUAAAAGCAUCAUAUUUAGCUGAAACUCCAGAAAUAUGUAAUAAUUUCUCUAACCAUGUAAAAGAUAGACUAAUGACUCCACAAGUGCGUCUCAUUCCUAAUUGGGAAAAUCAAAAAACUCCACAGCAUGGUAUCCUACGAAAUCAUAAUCCUAUUUCUAAAAGAAGAAAAGUAGCUUUUACACCCAAAGAGAGUCAUUUAUCAGAUGAUUCUGAUGUUGUGGAACUAGAUUCGCACGUAAUGAAUUAUGUUAAAACUCCCAUUAGGCAAAACUGUUUAUCAAAGGAAGAACUUUUAAAGACACCUGAUCAAGUAAAAAGAACUCCAAGUCGGUCAUCUUUCAACAAAGGAUUUAGAGAUCUAGAUAAUGGGGCUAAAAAAUCUGUACCUAGUGAACUAGAUCCUAAUGUUGCUCCAUCUAGGAAAAAUGUAAAACAUACAGAAAGCGAGGUUUUGGAAGAAGCAAGAGUAAACUUCAGAAAAACACCUUUGAAAAAGACAUCAAAGUUUUUUAGCACAUCACCUAAGAAUAAAGCAGUAGUUACAGUGGUAAAUAGAAAAUUCAAAUCAAAACCUAACUGCAAUGAGGAAUUAGCUUGGUUUGAAUCAGAUUCUGUAUACGGAUUUGUUUGUGAAGAUUGAUUUUAUUUGAAUAUAUUAGCUGUUAUUUCAAUAAUUAGUGAUAGAUUACUAUUUAUUAUCUCAUUAAGGUAAUGUGUAUUAAAUGUUCAAAUUGUAAAUCUUGAUCUUGAACUACAUCAUGAUGUUUAUUGAACAAUAUUGUUGUUAAAAAAGAUCCUAAUAAGAAAAUAUUUGCUAAUAUCACUAUUUUCCAUUUAUUAGUAUGUCUCUAUGGCAUAUUUGUAAAAGUAGGUAGUUACUUAUAUGUAUUAGUUGCUGUAAUUGUGCACAAAUUUUAUUUUUUUUUUCAUCAUAAGAUUUUGGAAGAGUGCAGUAUGUCAUUUCACUUAUUUUAAGAGUCUUGUUGCUGUUUAUCAUUGCAGCAUAAAAAUGAAGUUAUUCUUAGCACAUUUAUUUUGUGAUAUUUAUUUAAAAUUAUGAAAUCAUUUUAUGUCAAUAUUUUCUUUUUUGUUAUUUUAGGUUUAAUUAAAAGUUUUGCUUUAAAUGUAUUAUUAAAAAAUAAUUAUAAAAAGCUUGUUGACUUUUUACAAUUUAUAUACCUAUAUGGAUGUAUAUAUUUAUGGAUUCUUAAGAUAAAGGUUUAAAAUAGUUUUAACAUGACCUAGUUAAUUUAGAAACAAAACAGACUUUGAAGGGAUAAUAACAAAUGUAUGAAUGUUAAACCCAAAAAAAUUGAAACAAAACUUUUUUUUUCUUGUAUUGUUAAUAAAAAAAAAUAUAUUAGUAAUUUUUA
Biomphalaria glabrata is the source of this 4145-nucleotide messenger RNA. RefSeq names its product synaptonemal complex protein 1-like. The coding region runs from base 446 to 3412 and encodes 988 amino acids. NCBI's taxonomy places the organism in Eukaryota, Metazoa, Mollusca, Gastropoda, Planorbidae. Gene Ontology annotation, biological process: synaptonemal complex assembly. The transcript is spliced from 30 exons. The record is from RefSeq and is a predicted model, not a curated record. Gene Ontology annotation, cellular component: synaptonemal complex.